This is a messenger RNA of Cricetulus griseus (Chinese hamster), 4928 nucleotides long. The record is from RefSeq and is a predicted model, not a curated record. NCBI's taxonomy places the organism in Eukaryota, Metazoa, Chordata, Mammalia, Rodentia, Cricetidae.
UUUAUCCUCCCACAGGAAUGUAACAUUCUGUAACUCAAACUGUUCUGAGAACAAGGAAAGAAAAUUUGUAAAAGAACUUAAAAAAAAAAUCCAAGUAGCAGUGAAGUUUACCUGGAACCUGCAACAGCUAAGAAUUUUAUAGCUUCACAGUCUGAACAUGUGUCUUUAGGUUAAAUCAUAAGACCAUGAAUUACGGAUGUUCUUAAGUGAAGAAUUCAGGAGUGAAAUGAAUGUUACAUAGAAAAUAAAUGAUUUUUAAGUUAUGUCUAUUAAUUUGACUCUAGAUAUAUAUAUUUACUUCCUUGGUAAUGCAAGAAGUCUUUGUGGGAAUCAGAGAAGCAAACAGCUGCCUUUUGUGUGUUCUAAGAAUUAUUGGCGAGUGAACCAAUCACUCAGUGUGCACAGAGAUUUUCACACGAGUAAGAAAAGCUGUAAAUGGAGCAAAGGUAAAGCAUGUUGCAGUAAGCACUGGCACUCUCCAAGCGACCAUGGCUUACAUAUUGGAGGUUUGAAACUUAGCACUUCUGCUCCUAAGGGACUUACAAAGGUGAGCAUUCAUAUGUCCCGUAUUAAAAGUACUUUGAAUUCUGUUUCAAAGGCUAUUUUUGGCAGUCAAAAUGAAAUGGUUUCACGGUUAGUUCAAUUUAAGCCAAGUUCUCGAUUUUUAAGAAAAAUAUCAGACAGGGGCUGGUUAAAACAAAACAAUGUUAAACAAGCCAUUGAAUCUCUGAAAAAGUAUAGUGAUAAGUCAGCAGAAAAGAAUUCUAUUGUGGAACAGAAAAGUUACAUUGCAGAUAAAGAAGAAGAUACAGGUAAACGGAGCCUUUUCCAUUGCACAUACAAUAUAACGAACAGAGUUGAAGAGUCAUUCUACAUUUUAACCAACCAUAUUAAUAUAUACUUCAAUCGCAAGGAAAAAAUGCCUCAAACAAAGGAAAUUAAACAUCUUCAGGACAAACCAGACUUUGAAGAAGGGAAAUCCGAUUCUCUUAGCCCCAACAUCCUGACAAACACAUCAGACUCAGGAUCUCCCCUUGACGCUGGGGACAAACCUUCUAGCCCUAGCCAGAUGCCCGAGGUUCUUCCAGGGUCUGCAAAGCAAAGUAUUGCUAACUUCCUUUCUCGUCCAACUGAAGGCGUACAAGCCUUAGUUGGUGGUUACAUUGGUGGACUUGUACCCAGAUUAAAGUCUGACUCAAGGAGUCAACCAGAAGGACAAGAAGAGCCUGCUAAAACUGAGCAAGCUGUCAGCAAAGACAAGAAGGCAGAGGAGAAGAAGCGAGUGUCUCUUCAGCGAGAAAAGAUUAUUGCAAGAGUGAGUAUUGAUAACAGAACUCGAGCCUUAGUUCAGGCCUUAAGAAGAACAACCGACCCAAAGCUCUGUAUUACUAGGGUUGAAGAACUGACUUUUCAUCUUCUAGAAUUUCCUGAAGGAAAAGGAGUGGCUGUCAAGGAAAAAAUUAUUCCAUAUUUAUUACGACUUAGACAAAUAAAGGAUGAAACUCUUCAGGCUGCAGUUAGAGAAAUUUUGGCCUUAAUUGGUUAUGUGGAUCCAGUGAAAGGGAGAGGAAUCCGAAUCCUUACAAUUGAUGGUGGAGGAACAAGAGGUGUGGUUGCCCUUCAGACUCUGAGGAAGUUGGUUGAACUUACUCAGAAGCCAAUUCAUCAGCUCUUUGACUACAUCUGUGGUGUAAGCACAGGGGCCAUAUUAGCGUUCAUGCUGGGAUUGUUUCACUUGCCGCUGGAUCAAUGUGAGGAACUCUAUCGAAAGUUGGGCUCAGACGUGUUCUCACAGAACGUCAUUGUCGGGACUGUCAAAAUGAGUUGGAGCCAUGCAUUUUAUGACAGUCACACAUGGGAAAAGAUCCUUCAGGAUAGAAUGGGAUCUGCACUAAUGAUUGAAACAGCAAGAGACCCAGCAUGUCCUAAGGUAGCUGCUGUAAGUACCAUAGUAAACAGAGGACUGACACCAAAAGCUUUUGUGUUCAGAAACUACAGUCAUUUUCCUGGCAUCAACUCUCACUAUUUAGGAGGCUGUCAGUAUAAACUGUGGCAAGCCAUUAGAGCCUCAUCAGCUGCUCCAGGCUACUUUGCAGAAUAUGCACUGGGGAAUGAUCUUCAUCAAGAUGGAGGUUUGCUUCUGAAUAACCCUUCAGCCCUGGCCAUGCAUGAGUGUAAAUGUAUCUGGCCCGAUGCACCAUUAGAGUGUAUAGUAUCCCUGGGCACAGGACGGUAUGAGAGUGAUGUGAGGAAUACCACAACGUACACAAGCCUGAAGACCAAGCUGUCUAAUGUUAUCAGCAGUGCUACAGAUACAGAGGAAGUCCAUGUAAUUCUGGAUGGCCUGUUACCUCCUGACACAUAUUUUAGAUUCAAUCCUGUCAUGUGUGAAAACAUACCCCUAGAUGAAAGUCGAAAUGAAAAGCUGGACCAGCUGCAGCUGGAAGGGAUGAAGUAUAUAGAAAGAAAUGAACAAAAGAUGAAAAAAGUUGCAAAAAUAUUAAGUCAAGAAAAAACAACUCUUCAAAAGAUCAAUGAUUGGAUAAAACUAAAAAGUGACAUGUAUGAAGGCCUUCCAUUUUUUUCAAAAUUGUGAGUAGGAUAUACAUGUGUUCUCAGAAAUGAAGGCCAUCAGAAGAUCUACCAAAUUUAGUGAGGAACUGUGCUUCAGCAUGAGCUUUCUGUGGGAUACUGUGUGAGUUCUGGGAAAUCCUGCAACAGGUGAUGCUUUGAACAGCUUGAAUCUCACAAAGGAUGUUUCAUUACAGAAGUCAUAUGGCAAUUAAAUAUUUAAGAUGUUCAUAACCUUAGGCAUUUUAUUACUGUGCUAGUUGGUUUUAGUAUCUGUUGGUCUUAAAUUGUUUGAUGUUUGAAAAUUUAUUAAUAUAUGUGCCAAAAAAGAUAUGGGAAGUGUUGUAUUUUGUGCUUUGCUUUUAGUCAUCUCAAUCAUGUGGAAUUUGUAUGACAACUGAUUUUCUUUUAUGUCAAAGCUGAUUUCUCUUUGCAUUUACACUACUCAACAUCUCACUAGGUGCACCCACAGUCCAUGUGUUACCUUUACUGUAAUAUCAUUUAAAGAGAUGUAGGGAAUGGGAUUUUCUCUGUUAAAGUACAUGUAUGUUUAAAAUAUUAAAGAACCCAAUGCAGUUUUCUAUUUUAAAAGAUUGGUGAAUUUCCGGUGAGCUAACUUUCCUCUUGAAACUUGAAGAUAAUGUUCAAUUUCCUAGAUCGAAUGCUAUCUUAUCACUUACUAUACAGAAUCAAUUGUUUGAUUUUACUGAGAAAAUAUUCUUAUCAUUAACAAAAAUAAACUAUUAAAGUGAUCAGCUGUGCAAGGCUAAUGCCAUUUAAGAUUUUUUUAUUGCUCAUAAUGAUUGCCCAGUUUCUUGUAGCAUUUAGAAAGAAAUGUUAGUCCAGUUAGAUUUCCUACAGUAAUCCUUUUCCUAUUAGGGUUUUACCUAAGUCAAAACCUGGUUCUGUAGGCCAAUUAAAUUAUUCUUUGCUGUAUUAUUUCCUUUGUAAAUCUUUAAAUUGUGUUGAAAUUUCCCACGAAAAAUGAAGCCAAGGUGUGUGUCCUUUGCCUUAUACACAUAAACUAACAUCGACCCUGCUACCCAUGUUGUCAUAGCGUUUGUGGUGCUGGUUCAUGGAGUGAUGAGACAGCUGAAAGCUGAGGAGUGAUGGAGGAUGUGGGUGUCAAUCUGCUGUCUGCACAGCAGCCUCUGUUCAUGACCAUGAGGACAGUGCACAGUCUAUGAGAUGCAGCUCCUUCACUUGUAAGAGGAGGGAAGGCAAUUGUCAAAUUUUGUGACUUCUCCUUCAUGUUUUAAGAACAAGAUAAAUAUGAUUCCAGUGAUUUCAGAAGAUAAUUAAAAUAAUCCUUUUUAGACUAUAAAUACAAGUAAAUGCUUAAACAACUAGACUGAUUUACUAGUGUAAAAGAAAUAGAAACUACUGGAAAUCUGCAUAUUCUGGAAACGCUAUAAUAGAUUUCAAGCACAAGCUGCUAAUUGUGUGACCCACAUGGGUGUACCUCGUGAGGUUCUCUUGUGGUUGCCUAGUGCAGUUCAUGCUGUGUAGCUUAAGUCCACUUUUCUUUUCUGUGCAUUGCUACUCAUUGCUAGGGGUACUCAAUGCCCAGUUUCUUUCUUCAGACAUGUGGUUUGAGAGCUACCUGUGCUCUUUUAUCCUAACAAACUAUAGCCAUUUGUGUUUUUGUUUGUUUGUAUCCCCCUGGUACUUGAUACUGGUUAUCCAAAUAACUGAGUAAUUACUUAGAUAACAUUUAUUCUUGAAUGAAAGCAUGCUCUCUGUUUCCAAAAGCAAGGUACUAGAGCUCAGAAAGGUAGAGUAAGGAACACUGCUCAGAAAGGUAGAGUAAAGCACACUCUCUGAUAGACACAGUUGUCUUAACUAGAAUGUACUUUCCUGGAAUGUUGUAGAAUGACUGCAGAUCCAGCUAACAGAACUGAAUCUGUGGUAUUGGGUUCAGUUGGUGAGGAAAUGUACUUAGAGCUCUUUGCAACAGCAGAUUAUCUCAGUAUUCAGUUUUGUGGACAUAUCUUGUGUCUUUCUUUAGCCAUCCUGGGCUCCAUGGUACCAUAUAGUGGUGCUCUCCUCAUGAUGACACCUCUAAAGGACUCACAGACCUACGAAGAAGGGGCUAGAGGAGAUGAUUCCUGAGCUUUCUGACCCAACAUGCCAACAUUGCAGCCUUUCCAAAGGAGCUGCCUGUCUACAAGAAAUGCCCACAAUGAAUUUCUUCUACAGGAAAUUGAAGAUGCCCUCUGUGUAGUUAGGAUGCAAAAACCAAUUGGAAAAUUCCAGUUUGAUUCCAUCCCAACAAAUUCUUUUCACAUUCAUUGCACUGUGUUCUUUUUCGUUGUUGUUUCUUGCCAAGUUUAAAUACAACAGAACUGUUCACUUAA